Molecule: messenger RNA, 3233 nt
Organism: Lolium perenne
Lineage: Eukaryota; Viridiplantae; Streptophyta; Magnoliopsida; Poales; Poaceae
Source: RefSeq, a predicted model, not a curated record
UAAAAAAGGGGGCCAGGGCAGUGUUUUAUCUGAAUGUGUUUGAGUGAUUAACAUAUAACUCUGUCUAACCUACUAACUAAUUUUUUUUUGGCAUGUUGGUCACCUGGUUCUCUGGCAAAGUAGGAGUUUCAGCCAUCUCUCGACAGUAAAUUUGCUUAUUUCAGCCUUCACCCUCAGUAAUGAUUUGAAUCCCCUUAUCAGUAAACAUCAUAGAAUGGUUCGUAAUCACUUAAGCUGAACAUUGAUGUUAUAUUGAUUCUUGUUUACUCUUGAACUUGAUGUGGAAAUUUCUUUUCCUUUCCUUUUGCUUGAGGACAAGCAAAGAUUUAAGUGUGGGGGUAUGAUAUACAUCAUAUAUAUACUCAUUUCUACCCAUUUGCUCUGUCAUUUCUGGAUAUUUGUCCCAUAUUUUCCACUUAAUUUACAACAUAAAUGGACCAGAGAAGGGUUUGACUAGUCUAUGAAUAUGCUUUGCAGGUAUGGGCGAAAAAGGCCCUAAACUCUCUCUGUGUCAAGCAAUACAUACUGAGAAGGAUCAUCUUGUGGAGGAAGAAUAGAAGAUGAGGGGUGGAGCUGCAAAUUUCCUGAUCAGAUCAAGUGAAAGGGGAGUCACGGGCUCCAUUCUUAGGUGUGCCUGGCUUCUAUCCCCAAUCCCCAAUCCCCAAAGCUCCUGCUCCACCUCCGGCCGCCGCGGCGGCCAGGCCAGCGUGGCGACGCGCCGCCAAGAAACAACCACAUACCUGCUGCUCCUCUUCUUCGACGAACGACUGCUCGUCAACAACGCCGGAGAUGAAACGGGUCGUGCGCCCCGAACUGCUGCAGCUGCUCUUCUCCAACCCUCACGCUGCUGCACUUCCCCAAGACCAGAUCGACCUGAAGCUCUUCUCCCUGCAACCCUUACUGCUGUUCCUCCUCACCAAACUGAAGCUCCUCUUAUGUCAAUCAGCUUUGGUGCAACACACAUAUGGACCGAAGGAGUCGCCAGGUCACGGCAAGAUUUUGAAUUGUACAAAUGUAGUGUAGAAGAAAAAGGGUUCGGAGACAUCAGUAAGUUGCAGCACCAACAUCUCCAUGGAGGAUAUCAGAGACAAAAAAGGUUCUAUAUUAGCAAAUCGACUUGCACCAACAUUUGCAUCGAAGAUAUCAGAGAAAAAGAAAUGAUCUAUGUAUAUUAGCAAAAUGGGUAUGCUUUACUGUGAACUCCAUUAGCAAACCUAAAGGAAGUGAGAGAGACUGCAAAUAAGUAACAUCGAUAUAGACAAAGAAGGAAAGAUUGUGCAAUCCCGACCAGCAGAACGUGCUCUACUCGCCUAAAUCCUGCUCAUCUUUGAUCCGCGGAUGUCGCCAUCGCUAUGGCCUAUAGGAUGAACAAAGAAAAUGUGAGCUUCCCGUCCAUACGCCAUCACCGUCGUCGUCAGUUCGUUGUUGGCCUGGUACGGACACGCCAUGCAGCUCCAUUGUCAGCUGUGUCCGCCCACCUCAUUUGUCAGGAGCGGUGGUGCUAGGCCAUGGAGGAGAAGGGGCAGGGGAAAAGGUGGAGAUGGAAGAUAAUAAACAGCCGGCCGGCAGACCGAUCGACGGGAUGCAUCAUCAUAGGUUAAAUGGCCCGAUCGUUUCAUAUUAGCAGUAUUAACUGUGAUGUCCAUUGAAGCUCAAGAGUGUACAGAAAGCCAAAACCACAACCUUGGACUGGGCCUCAAGAAAGGGAGAACCGUGACAGUAAUCUACACCACAUAUUUGCUAUCUAAUGGACAAAAAUAAUAGAGAUGACGUGGCUGCAUAAGGUUUGAGCUUACAAACAUUAAUUGCAUGUUAGUGGGGAUGAACUUUAUAGAUAUUAUAGAUUAGACUAGCAUGUAACCUUGUUCGUACAUGUGUGUGUGCUUGUUAAACCUACAACUUGUAAAACGUGGUACUUCCUUAGCUGAUGUUGUCAAUGUGCUCGUAAAUGUUAUUCUGUCCCUUUCCCCAUAUACUUGCUUCUUCCCUAUCUUUAUGUUUGCUAGUGAAAUUUAGUUCAUGUUUGUGGCGUGAUAAUUCUGUCCCUAUCCCAAUCUUGCUUCUCUCCCAAUCUUAUGUAUAUGCUAGUAAUCUUGUUUGUCUAAAUAUUAGUAGUUAUUCAUAGAGUUAAUAUCUGAAACAAAAAUCACAAAAAUAGAAUCCAAUUCCAGUAACUACAAUUCUGUCUCUUUCUUCAAUCUUUGCUCGUUUGUCUUGCCCAGAUUGAUUAGUCUAGGUUUAUAUUUCUUGCAAGCCAUUCCCUAUUUUGUGUGGCUUAGCUUUAGCCGAAACUUGAUAGUCGUUGCCUAGUCCCUGCGGAGAACACGACAACCUGCAGAUUGGGCGUAAUACCCACUGCUAUAUAGCAUCGAUCAGUUGGCGUCCAUGGAGGACGGCAGAUGGUUUGGAACCUAGCUAGAGCUUCUCCAAUAAGCUUGCUGGUUUCUUGUGGCCACCUCCCGAGAUGGAUUUGUGGUGCUGCGACACUCCUUCUGGCCGGCCAUGGAGGCGAGGGGUUGAAGUGAAGUAGUGCAUCGAGUCCUUCUUCUAGAGGUUGGCGGGGAAGGUCUUUGCUGCACCUUGGUGUGCACUACAUGGUGGAUGUAUAAGCCACCAUGAUCUGUUGCGGGUGUGAAGGCCCCUUCUGUUGCCAUGAGGGCGACAUUUUAGCCUCUGAAGAUGUUGAAGCUCCCCAGAUUGAGUGGUGAAGAUCCCCCUAUAUUGAUCUCGAUGAUGCAUCCUCUAAAUCUUCAGCCCAGUCAUCUACCUCGUAUGCAUUUGCCAACUUGAUUGCUGGUUGAGCGGUUGGCUCUUGGGUUGGUGAGGUUGUUUGAGGCCUCUGAAGAAGACAGUUGCAGGAUUGUUGCGUCCAUAUUCUCGACGGAUCCCCUGUCGGGCUCCAACUGUAUUCUUCUGCUUAGACUGCUUGUUCUUCCAGUAUUCAUCUUUUUUGUGUGCAUCCAGGUUCGAGGUGCAGACGCGGAGGAGAAGCAUCGGAUUGCUUCUUCAGUUAUGUUUUUAUGGUCCUAUUUGUGAAGCCUGAGGGUUAUGUUAGUAUUGGUCUUUCUUUUACAACCCUCUCUGUAUUUGUAACCCCUCCGAUGCUAUAUGAAUGAAAUUUCCGGGCCCUUCGGGGAUCUCCCUUGUUAAAAAAGAGACUAGUUUAACUAGGCUUUCACCUAGUGAGCUUCAUGCUUCAUGGCUUUAUCUUUGAGUUUGUCUUUUAUCUGUUA